AUGGUGAGACAGCAGAAUGACGAUACCAGCGGCGAUCUGGGGAACCCAAACUUCGACAUCGGUAAGCACCGCCGCGCGUGGGGCCAGAUAACGGAGGGCUUGUCCGAGCUGGAUGCCCUUGCGGACCUAAGAGAGCAGGAUCGACGCUCGAAAGAGUUGGGGCUGGUGGCGCCGGACGCGUCCGGACUCCCAUUACCGCUGUACACUGCCAUGCGCAUUGUUCCCACGGAGCACGUUCCUGUCGAGCGACUGCACUUCGACGCGCUGGGGCAAAGUCAACUGUGCCAGGUUUUCUUCUUGGAGAUGCUUUCCACUGCAGCUCGCCAGCUUGUUUCAGCUAUCAUGGCUCAGAAGCCACCUUUGCUCUACCCACCCGGCACGGAGAAGCUGAAGGAUAUAGUGACGAACUACACUUCUCUCACUGGAAGCGACAAGUGGACACUUCAAUCGAUCAUGCUUCUAGUGUUCCGGAUGGUUCUUCAGAAUGUUCCGGCUAUGACGCGGGAGAUCAACGACCUCAAAGCGGAGUGGGGAACAUACGAGGAUGUGUUGGAAGCGCUGCGGGAGCUUUUGAAACGGGCGUCUCUCCUAUCAAUCGCCCUCCGCGCGCCAUCGUUCACCGAACCGGAGCUGCUGCAACUCGACAAACUCGCGCGUGACGCGGUCGGGGCCUUCUUCAAAAUUAUGGGGAGGACAGGAUCGCGGCCCACGAUACACUCCAUCUUGCAUACUGUGGAGGCUAUUCGUCUGCACGGUGAGAAGGUUUCCAAGGUCCAUGCGUGGUGGAUGGUCGGAUAG
Ectocarpus sp. CCAP 1310/34 is the source of this 798-nucleotide messenger RNA. Lineage: Eukaryota; Phaeophyceae; Ectocarpales; Ectocarpaceae. The record is from the annotation of a GenBank genome assembly.